This is a messenger RNA of Candoia aspera, 1063 nucleotides long. RefSeq names its product interleukin-18-like. NCBI's taxonomy places the organism in Eukaryota, Metazoa, Chordata, Lepidosauria, Squamata, Candoiidae. Gene Ontology annotation, molecular function: cytokine activity. Gene Ontology annotation, biological process: inflammatory response; immune response. The transcript has 4 exons. Bases 1 to 618 code for a protein of 205 amino acids. The record is from RefSeq and is a predicted model, not a curated record.
AUGGCAUUAUAUCAUCACACCCAUAAUGAAACCUCAAAAUAUGUGGAACCAUUUUUGCCCCCACUGUCACCUUUUAUCCGUGAUUUUGUUCUAGAAGCAGACAGCUGGAGAAAAUCUGGAAAACAGGAAUGUGCCCAAGUCUUCCGGAACCAAGAUAAUCAUGUUCUCGUAGCACAGCCAGCUUGUGAAGAUCUCCCUGCAGUAUUUGAACACAUAACAGACCAGGAAAUUCUGGAAGUACCAGGAAUCAAAUUUGACAUCCACAGUUACCAAGACUCUAAGCCAACAGGACUGUCAGUGGUCUUCACUGUCGAAUGGGAUCACAAAACUUACCAUAUGUAUGUGGAGAAAGGAGAAAACAGAAUGAAGGUGAAAUUUAAGGCAGGAGGCGUUCCCCAACACAUCGAAGGAGACACCAGCAACAUCAUCUUCAUCAAAACACGGUUUUCCGAUGGCAGCAGGCAGUUUUUCAGGUUUGAAUCUGCCCUGGAACGUGGCUACUUCCUGGCCUUUGAGUGGGAUGAAGGUAGCAGUGCAACCAAGCUGGUGGCCAAGAAAGUAGAGCUCACGGACGAAGUGGAUGAAUCAACAAAGCUGCACCACUCCUCGCCUCUCUGAUAAGGAAAUACAAGUAAAAAAUAAACUUGACUGCAAGCAGUAAAAAAGGGGCAGGUUUUAAAGGAAUAGUUGAUUUAGCUUUACUGGAAUUGCUAGAAAGUUUAUUACAAAAUUGCUGAUUAAUUCCCCUGGCUUGAUAUUUGAUAACUUAUCAAAUAGCAAGUGAAGAACAAGUAGAAGUGCCUAAUUAACAGUAUCUAUAAUUUGGUGGUGUAAAUUAAAAAUAAUUGUACUAAGGAAAGCCACAUGAAUACCCAGUUUUGCAAGGAAUUCUGAUCCCAGUUGAUUAGCAAUAAAUGAAAAUUAGGUAAUAUCCAAACAGAAAACGCUAGAUAAAUCUAAUGGAAUCUUAACAUUUUAAACUUUCUUGUCUCUGCUUAUUCUAAUGGACUAUUUUUUAAAUUGAGACGUUUUAUUUUUAAUAAAAAUUAAAAUCAAUCCAGAA